This is a messenger RNA of Prosopis cineraria, 649 nucleotides long. RefSeq lists its product as uncharacterized. The record is from RefSeq and is a predicted model, not a curated record. Lineage: Eukaryota; Viridiplantae; Streptophyta; Magnoliopsida; Fabales; Fabaceae. The transcript is spliced from 3 exons. Gene Ontology annotation, molecular function: phenylpyruvate tautomerase activity. Bases 60 to 407 code for a protein of 115 amino acids.
UACGCUUGUUAGAAAACAAAAGGGUUUCAGAAUUGAGUGAACGAGAAGAGAAGCGAGAAAUGCCUUGCCUCAACCUCUCUACCAACGUCAACCUCGACGGUGUUGACACCUCUUCCAUUCUCUCUGAAGCCAGCUCCACCGUCGCCAAGCUCAUCGGCAAACCUGAGUCUUAUGUGAUGAUUGUAUUGAAAGGAUCGAUUCCCAUAUCUUUUGGUGGGACUGAGCAGCCUGCAGCCUAUGGGGAACUGGUGUCCAUUGGUGGUCUUAACCCUGAUGUGAAUAAGAAACUUAGUGCUGCAAUUGCAUCAAUUCUCGAAACCAAAAUAUCUGUGCCCAAAUCACGAUUCUUCUUGAAAUUCUAUGAUACAAAGGGUUCAAACUUUGGAUGGAAUGGGUCUACGUUCUAAACUCCAUUUUAAUGGUUGUGGUGCCUUGAUACUGAAUGCGAUGUUUGUUCUGUUUCCCACCACUGUUAUGACUAUGAAUGAUGUUAUGUUACGAAUAUCUUUUUAGCUGGUACAAUGGGCACUUGAUUAGCUGUUUGGAACAAUGUGGAUCCUUUCCUUUUAAAGAGACUUCCAGUGAUGGAACCUACAUCAUUUUGUUAUUAUCACGUGGUUGAUAUGUUUCAGAGAAUGGUUAGCCCUGA